Anopheles stephensi (Asian malaria mosquito) is the source of this 3211-nucleotide messenger RNA. Its product is annotated as delta-sarcoglycan. Gene Ontology annotation, biological process: cardiac muscle tissue development; heart contraction. The record is from RefSeq and is a predicted model, not a curated record. The transcript is spliced from 6 exons. NCBI's taxonomy places the organism in Eukaryota, Metazoa, Arthropoda, Insecta, Diptera, Culicidae. Gene Ontology annotation, cellular component: sarcolemma; sarcoglycan complex. Bases 755 to 2329 code for a protein of 524 amino acids.
AAGUGGUGUACUUCGUUCAGCGGGCAUCGGAGAUCGGAGAGAGAGAGAGCGAGAAGGAGCAUUGUCUUCUAUCUCCAUUAUCGCCCCGACUAUUUCAUAUUCCGCAUAUGCUUCGAACGUGUGCGCAACUCAAAGGCGUGCGUUUUUUUUUUAUUUUUUAGGGUGUUUAAGCCCUAACAUCUACUUUCAAACAUAUUGCGUCCACUCUGUCAACGGGACAGAGUCGAGCUGUGUGUUUUUGCUGUUCUUGGUGUGCUGCAGCUGACGAUCUUUCACUCUACGGAACCAUUCUCGCACUUCGCCGACAGGUUGCGCACCGUGACGAGCUCAGUACGGUUCGGUUCGUUCAGUUUGUUGCUGGGGCUUUCAUUCUUUUUUCCAUCUUGGGGCGAAUGUUUGGAGAGGAUAUUUGUUAAGAUAAAGGAAGAGGAUGUCUAACGGCCGCCGCUCACCGCUCUGAAGAUGUGUGUUUGGGAUUGAAGAGGAUCUAUCAUAUCUCUAGAGCCGAAUGAUUGAUUCCGGGUCCAGUCGGUAGGAUCAGUACGCCGUACAUCAAGAAUGCUCCACAAUCCAAGUGUAAAGAGUGUUCAUUUUCGGUGACCUGCAAGUAUCGCAAUCGCAUUAUCGGUAUUUUCCUAUAAACAAGAGCAACAAUCAACAGCAAGAUCAAGAGAUCUCCUGAGUGAUCCCGUCAGCGCAAAGCGUCGCCCUUUACGGAAUUCGCGUCACACGUGCUGAAGUUCCACUUGUCGCCAUGUCGCGAUAUUCAAGGGACGACCCACGUUCAAUUUUCUUCAGCGGCAGCUCGACGCCUCUUCGCAGUUACGCCGGGUCGGAUCUGUUCAAGCGUUCCUCAACCGCUCCGGAAACUCCGAGCCAAUCAGCCAGCCCUACGCCUUCUACGUCCUCGACCAGCCCUACCAGUGCCAACCCUUCCACUUCCGCUACCGAACCCACCAAACCCGAACCCGUCGUCCGUAUCAUCCCGAUCCUGUACCCUGCCCAACCGGCCCGGCUUAUUGGUGGCACGAGCAGUUACGGGAACGCUGCCCGACAGAACCCUACCGAUGGAUUGCCGGGCGCGGAUAACACACCAGUGAAAAGUCCUGAGGUGACGGGCCCUACACCGACACCAUCUUCGUUGCCACCGACGACCACCACCGGCAUUCUUAAGUCACCGCUCGGUACACCGUCCGCCGGUGGUUCCGGGACGCCAUCGCGCGUUUCCUUCUCGACCCGUCCGGCCACCACCAAACCGGCAAUGGCCGGCCCGAGCGGCACUAACCCGUCCAACGUUCCCGCCACCGGCACCAGCAACGGUGUCCACGGUCGAACACUUCCACUAGCGAAGGCAUCACGGUCGAUCGAUCCUCCACUGCCACCGCCAGUCGUUGGUGGUGGUGGUGAGCCGACACCCGGUCUGCAACAUCAUUCCGAACCCGGACCGGUGGGUUCCGGUGGGUCGGCCUGUCGCAUGCAGCUAGCACUGUACGGUUGGCGCAAGAAGUGUCUGUACGCGCUCAUCUUCAUCCUGAUGGUCAUGAUCAUCGUGAACCUAGCUUUGACGCUGUGGAUCAUGAAGGUGAUGGAGUUUUCCUCGAAUGGUAUGGGCCAGCUGAAGAUAGUGCCGGGCGGCAUCCAACUCACCGGACAGGCGCUAGUCCUCAACACACUGCGUGCAUCGUCAAUUCGUUCGAAACACGGACAACCGAUCUCCGUCGAAUCAUCACGCAACCUAAGUGUAAACACCCGGAACGCGUAUGGUGCGGUCGAGAAUCAGCUCUUCCUUGGACACGAUCGGCUAGAGGUACUGGCGAAUCACUUUCGCAUUACGGACACACACGGCACGAACCUGUUUGCGGUCGACCGGGACGAAGUGAUCGUUGGAGCUGGUUCGUUGCGAGUGGAAGGCGAAGGUGGUGUCGCGUUCCGUGACUCAAUCCAAACGCCACUCGUUCGGGCGGAUGCCGGUAAGGAUUUGAAGUUAGAGUCACCGACCCGAUCACUGGAGGCGAGAGCAACGCAAGAGAUAUUCAUCCAGUCGCGGGCGGGCGGUAUUGAGACGACCUGUCUGAACGAUUUGAAGCUACAUUCGGUCGCUGGCAGUAUCCGUCUCGAUUCGAGCGCCAUCUACAUGCCUAAUCUGAAAACGGUGCAAACGGUAGGAGGCGCUAGUGGUGGUGCUGGUAGCAGCAGCCUACUAUCGUCGGCGGCCCGUGCUGAUACGGCGGGCAAGAUCUAUCAGCUGUGCGCGUGCUCUAGCGGUAAGCUGUUCCUGGCGGCGCCCAACAGCGUCUGCACUGCCGACGAUAGUGCCAUCUGCAGGUAAUACUAGUUCGCACGCUUGGUCGAAGCCAAUUCCUUUACCGGGCUAUGGGAGGUUCGGUGUGUGGGAGGAGGAGAAGGAGGAGGAGCAUUAUGGAGGACAAAACACGCUGACAGUUAGACAGAUAGGCUAGGGUUGAAGUAAACGCGCAGGACCCCCCGACCCUUUCACCCAUCUUCCCGUCCCGUCUUCCCUUAGAGUUGCCUGAACACACGUACACACGAGUCAGUGACACGGUUACAUGGAGUGAUUCCUCCGGGCAGUAAGUCCGCCGGUGGACCACGUUUACAUCCUGCAUGAGCUUACACUGGCGCUCGACCGGAAGUGGCCUGACGUGGACGAUGAUGCAUCCGGUGAGGGUAGUGCGGGGUUCUUCGAUUCUACCGUUGCUUCAAGACAGUUUGAAGACAUCCUUGACCCUAGACCCUGACCUUGGCUCAGAAUCGCUUCCCAUAUUUCGCUCCUUCUGCGCUCCUUGCCUUCCUGCUGUUCUACAACGUGAAGUGACGUUAGCGAAACUUAGCGAGCAAAAGGAAAAAAGUGUUAUACUCUAGCAACCAAUUAUGCAUACAAUUAGAGGAACGACUAUAUAUAUAUAGAUAUAUAUACAAAUAACAAACAAACACACACACACACAUCUAGACACAAUUACCUUAGCAAUGACAGAUAAGCGUUACCUAGAGCUAGGAUGUCCCGCGAUGAUGCGUGGCAGACACAACGAUAUCAAUCAUACUGUAUUAGAGUGUUUCAAAUUUCGGUGCGAUAGAAAAGGAAAAAGAAAACAAGAAAAGAGAAGUACGAUAAUGCAGCAUAGAACAAACAAAAAAAAGGAAACUAAUUAAAGCUACCAGCGCGUUUUAGAUAAAAGGCAAGUUAAAAAAAAAU